Metopolophium dirhodum (rose-grain aphid) is the source of this 1609-nucleotide messenger RNA. RefSeq names its product protein numb-like. The record is from RefSeq and is a predicted model, not a curated record. The transcript is spliced from 6 exons. The coding region runs from base 913 to 1440 and encodes 175 amino acids. NCBI's taxonomy places the organism in Eukaryota, Metazoa, Arthropoda, Insecta, Hemiptera, Aphididae.
CACGACCGAUGUCAAUUAUUUCGUUUUCACGAUCUCGGUCAACAUAAUCAGCUGCUCGGCGUUCGUAUUUCCAAUUUCAUCCGAUGGUCGAUGACUGAUAUACCGCUAAAUGCUAAUCGUUAUCCAUAUUUUAUCAUUAAUUAUUAUUCGAUUUAAAGUCGUUAUGCCGUUAUAAUAUUAUUAUUUUAUUCCGCAAAUACCCAUGAUCGAGUAUACGACCGUUGCGUCAUCCGGUCGUCGUCAUAGGUCAGUACUUCACGGUUCACAGUGCCCAAUGCCGGCCGCUGUAUUCGACGAACAUACUAUUCCAUAAAAAAGUAUACUAUGUAUGAUAUUAUAUUGAUAUUACUUUAUAAUCAGAAAUGACUAAUGAGUAUCACGUUAUGCCGUUGUGUCCAACCGCGGUCAAACCUAUUCCAUGGCAUUUUCGAAAACUAUAUUAGUAUAUUACAUAUACAGUUAUUCUUAUAAUUCCUAUAUCUAGUAUUUUAAAUAAAUUAUAACUCACUUUUAUUAACUUUUACCAUUUACUUCUAUAGUCUACAUUAUAGCAUUAUUGCAUUAAUAUUUUUAUUUUUAAUAAAUAUGAGAUGCGAGCAUGAAAUCAUAUACCAUACUAUAAUUUAAUAUUUAUUUUGAGAAUAUAUUUUUUGUCGCCCAGUGAAAACUCAUUAAAAAAGCAUGACGAUUUACGGUUAACUACCUAUUAUAAUUACCUUUACCAAUACAAAUUACUGGAAUUUCCAACCAUUAUCAAUUUAUCAUUUAUUACCAUACGUUUUAUGCAUUUGGCCCAUAGUGCAUUAUAUAGUGCCCUAUACCAAUGUUCGUUCGGCAAGGACCUGCAUAAGUUGGUUUAUAUCGCCGGCACUGCUGACUUGUAGUCAAUUUAGACAUAUUGAGAAAAAUAAAAUGAUAAAUUAUAGAAGAAGAAAUUGUGGACAAGUCGUAAAUGAUACGAUUAAUCGAUGGCCCCAAGACGAAAUCAGCAUAUUGGAUGGAGAUUGUUCUUUUAACGUUGGCUAUUUGGGAUGCGUUGAAGUAUCGGAACCCACAAAUUCACAAAUAUGUCGUGAAUCAUUUGCUAAAUUAUAUCAGGAAUAUAAAACAGGAAUUUCUCAUCCAAAUUCUGCUAUUUUGUGGAUAACUGGUUACGAAUUAAGAAUUGUUGAAAAAAAAUCAAAGAAUUUAAUUCUGGCUCAAACUGUUGAAAAUGUUAUAUUUUGUGCUUCGACUGCGGACAACACAGAUCAGUUAUUCUAUACCAGCAGAGACUCUCGCAAUAACCGAUGGCUGUGUUAUUUGAUUAUUGUUACAGAUUUUUCGAGCGACCGACUAUGUAGGGCAGUGGGAUUUGCAUUUAAAGUAUGUCUGAGGCGAAAAACUAUACGGGAAGGAACUGCAACAAAUACAACAACAAGUACCAGAUCUAUUGGUUAAAUAUAAACUUAAGUAUACCCAACAUCUAAAUCUGUUGUAAAAUGUAUACAUAUUAUAUUAUAUACAUUGUUGGAAAUUUAUUAUUAAGACUGCAGUUUUUUCAAAAUGUUUUAAUCAUUUAACAAUUUUAUAUAACAAUUAUUUAAAUUACAAACGAUUUAAUAUUUUA